GAUAUCUUCAUUAUAUAUUGAUCUCAAUAAUUUUUUUUGGAAUGCAAAUUCCAUUAUCUCUACUACCAAAUAGCACUUUUUUUUAUAAUAUGAUAUGAUCCUAAUUGGACAACUCUACACGUUUUUAUUACUUGACAAAGAAGCUAUCGAAGUUGGGAAGAAGAAAGGCAGAAUUUGGCUAAGUCAAAAUCCGUGUUCAGGGUACAUACUUUGGAGGCAUGGUUCUCUCAAUUGGCUUAGUGGAAAUUCAAUGUUAAGAGUUUAUAUUGCAGAUAAAGUUUCCAUCUUUCAAAUGGUAUGCUUUGUGAAUCCAGAUGAUGUCAUUAAGGUUGUUUUCCAAGGCCUCAAAGUUGCUACCUCAAAACUGGAAAACUGCCAGAAUUUGGUUAAGGCAAAAACUGUGUUCAAGAAGCCUACUUUGGAGCUCCAUUCCAGAAGCAUGGAUGAGAUUCGAGUCCAGAGGCUUAUACCACAUGAGAGUAGGUAUGUUCUACUACAAAGACAUGGCAUUGGAUGAUUGGAAGCUUACCUGGAAGGCUUUGAUCGAGAGGCUCAAAGAUGGCAUCAAAGCUGUUUGGUUACUUGGAGCUAAAGGCAGAUUUCUUUUUCUUGUUUAGUUAGGAUUUCACUGUUUUGGUAGGUUUUUUAAUUCCUUUUCGUGUUAGACUGUAAUUAGGAGUUUAUGGGACGUGUGUAACCUAGCUAGGACUAUUUAAGCUUUCUAUUUCGUUGUAAAACUAAGACUUUGAUUAAUCGAAAUUGAGAACCGUUUGGUUUGUGCAAGUUGCGACUUGUUUUGGGUUUGGUGGAUUCCAAACUUGCUGAGCUUGUGUAUCGAUUGAAUAGUCACUUCAAUCGUGGUCGAGCAACUACCCUUUUAUACCAAUCGAGCUAUCCCCAGGUGUGGAUUUGUCCUUUUGGUUCCGUUUUAUCACAAGUUCGUAUUAAGAACGCUUCGUUCUUGAUUCGAGCUCAAUCGAUUCUUCGAUUGAGUCGUUUGCUGCGUUACUUUGAUAACAUACACCCCCCCCCAGGGGCGUAUCAAGUGGUAUCAGAGCCUGGUUCUACACAAGGGCGAGGAAGAAGACGUGUGUUGUUUCGUACGAGUUCCGGACUCGUCGCAAAACAGAGAAGACCAGUUCUGUUUUGUUUUAUUUUUAUUCGUUGGCGUCCAAUUCAAAGAGAAAAUCAUGGGAACUCAACAAAUCAACGAAGAGGAAUUGAAAAAGAUGGUGAUCGAAGCCAUUAAAGCGACUUUCCAGCCUAAAUUUGACAGAAUUCAACGUCGAAUUGAUGAGCUGAAGUUGCGGACAAACAACAUCGUGUCACCGCAACUCUCCGCGGUGCAUAAUCCGAAUUCAGUGAUGAACUGUGAUAAUUGCGUUCCAACGAGAACCAAUAAGGCCCUGGACGUGAAAGAUAGGAGCUUGGAGCUGAUCUGGGUAGCGGAGAGAGGGCAUUCGAGUGGGUCGAAGGUGGAGAAAGAAGCAGGAGCCAGCCGACUCUGUUCUUCUCCGAUAAAACAGAGUGUGUAUUAUGUCGACGGCGUCGUGGCACUUGCAAGAGAUUCGACGCAAGAAAUUACUUCAGAAGUCUACCCAGAGGUGGAAGGAAUGACUAAAAGUCAACAGGAAGUGCCUGAACAGACUGUAGGCGAUCGCAUUCCUCCAUUGACAGGAACUCAGAAGCUCUGCCAGUUUUUGGCUGAACAGAGUUCCGAAAUUGAUGAUAUCGUCGUGCUGUAUGGGGAUGAUUCAAAGCAAGAGGUCUUCAUCAACACAUUCAAUGAAGACCCAGGAAUGUUUAAGGUUGAUAAAAUCCAUCCAGAACGAGCCCGAAUGAAGAAUCACGAGGUUGGUUGUUUGCCUCUGACGGUGCCGCAGUUUGACUCCAAAACUGGGUAUCUCGUCGGAGAGUUGGAGAGAGAUUCGAUCCAAUCCAAUGAUGCGGGGAAGUUCCUAGAUGAUCAUCGAACGCGUACGGAUGCUCAAUUCAUCUCAAAGAUUUCUCAGUUCAGAAUCCCCAAUUUGGAAUCGGAUGAACUGGGUUCGGCACAAUUUGAAAACGCCAACAGUUGGAAAAUUGCAGUAGACGAUUCGUCACUUCCCAGGGGUAUUCGAAGCGCAAAGAUGGAUGGGAAGUUCGAUUCUGUGAUGGAGAAAGCUCCCGCGAGCCGUGAAUUGAGGAAUGGCAGCCUCGAUUGUCCGAAUUCAUAUUCUGGGCAAGGGUCGCUGUUCGCCGCAAAGUUGCGACAUUCUGGGAAAUUGCCAGAUCACUUGGCGGAGCUGGUUCUUGUCAACAAAGGCCAGAUAUUCCUUUCUGAUGACGAGGAGACAGUGUGGGUUGAGGAAAGCGCCAUCGAAUGGGGCAUGAUGUGUAGAGAAGCUGCCAUAGCUAUGCCGAAAAUUGUGUUUGAGCAGCCCACUUUCGAUCAUCAAUUCUGUGAAGCUUUUGACAAAAAGAAUGAUCAAGCUUUGAGGGCAAAGCUUUUUGAAGAGGGGGAGCCCACUUGAUACGCCCCUGGGGGGGGUGUAUGUUAUCAAAGUAACGCAGCAAACGACUCAAUCGAAGAAUCGAUUGAGCUCGAAUCAAGAACGAAGCGUUCUUAAUACGAACUUGGGAUAAAACGGAACCAAAAGGACAAAUCCACACCUGGGGAUAGCUCGAUUGGUAUAAAAGGGUAGUUGCUCGACCACGAUUGAAGUGACUAUUCAAUCGAUACACAAGCUCAGCAAGUUUGGAAUCCACCAAACCCAAAACAAGUCGCAACUUGCACAAACCAAACGGUUCUCAAUUUCGAUUAAUCAAAGUCUUAGUUUUAC
Molecule: messenger RNA, 2822 nt
Organism: Linum trigynum
Lineage: Eukaryota; Viridiplantae; Streptophyta; Magnoliopsida; Malpighiales; Linaceae
Source: the annotation of a GenBank genome assembly